This is a messenger RNA of Hippoglossus stenolepis (Pacific halibut), 2440 nucleotides long. RefSeq names its product aldolase C, fructose-bisphosphate, a (gene aldoca). Bases 581 to 1744 code for a protein of 387 amino acids. The transcript has 8 exons. Gene Ontology annotation, cellular component: cytosol. Gene Ontology annotation, biological process: fructose 1,6-bisphosphate metabolic process; glycolytic process. NCBI's taxonomy places the organism in Eukaryota, Metazoa, Chordata, Actinopteri, Pleuronectiformes, Pleuronectidae. Gene Ontology annotation, molecular function: fructose-bisphosphate aldolase activity. The record is from RefSeq and is a predicted model, not a curated record.
AAUAUGAUGAAUUUGAGAACAAAAAAAUGACACCAGCUCUGUUUUUCUUGCACUCUCGUCUUAGUCUCCAUAUGUAGUGAUCCUGUGUUGUAUUGCAUUGGACCUGCCAUCUGUCUUGUUUUUAAUGCCGUAUGAAGGUUUGUAUAUAUUUUAACCUCUGUCUGCAACUCAGCUUCCCUCAGAUGAGAUAAUAAAUUUGACUUGACAGUUUAUAUCAAAAGGUUUAAGCCGCAAAAUAACCAUCCUGUAGAUGGAUUUACAACCCUGAUUGAGUUUGUCAUCGCAAAGUGAUGGAAGAAAUUGGAAAAUUGUCAAAUCCAUGUGAAAAAGAAGCAGCUGCACAACAAAAAAUAAAAUCUCAACAUUUAAAUAGAACAAUGAAUCAUCAAGAUUUGUUCUCAUUUGGGUCAAAGGUGGGUGUACAAGCUCCGCCCAGGGGGGUCGGCUUAUGAGGUGUGACACCACUGAGCUGGAUACAAACCAGAGCUGACAAGAGAGACUCCAUCAGUGUUCGUCACCUCAGUGGACGGGACACGUUUGAUUUCUCUAUCAGAGGCUGUAGGAGAGUCAGACACUCAAGAUGACGCACCAGUUCCCCGCGCUCUCCGAGGCGCAGAAGAGGGAGCUGCAUGAGACUGCUCUACGCAUAGUUUCUCCAGGGAAGGGCAUCCUGGCUGCAGAUGAGUCUGUGGGCAGCAUGGCCAAGCGGCUGGCCCAGGUGGGAGUGGAGAACACGGAGCAGAACCGCAGACAGUACCGGCAGAUUCUCUUCAGUGCGGACGAUCGCAUCAGCAGCUGCAUUGGCGGCAUCAUCUUCUUCCACGAGACGCUGUACCAGCACUUUGACAACGGGGUCCCCUUCGUCAAGAUGAUCCGGGACAGGGGGAUCCUGGUCGGUGUCAAGGUUGACAAGGGCGUCGUCCCCCUGGCAGGAACUUUUGGGGAAUCCACCGCACAGGGUCUGGAUGGUUUGUCGGAGCGCUGUGCACAGUAUAAGAAGGAUGGAGCCCUCUUUGCAAAGUGGCGCUGCGUGCUGAAAAUCAGUGACACCAAUCCAUCCAAACUGGCCAUCACAGAAAAUGCAAACGUUCUUGCACGGUACUCUAGUAUCUGCCAGCAGGUCAGGAUCCACUAUUACAGCUUGUCUAUGUAUCUUUGUGGCCAUUAUUCUGAUAUUUCUUUUCUCCGUCAGCAUGGUAUUGUGCCCGUCAUAGAGCCGGAGAUCCUGCCUGACGGAGAUCAUGACCUGAAACGCUGCCAGUACGUCACUGAGAAGGUCCUGGCUGCCGUGUACAAAGCCAUGUCGGACCACCACGUGUACCUGGAGGGCACCCUCCUCAAACCCAACAUGGUGACACCUGGACACAGCUGUUCGACCAAGUACAGCCCGGAGGAGGUUGCUAUGGCGACCCUGACCGCCUUGCGCCGCACCGUUCCCCCGGCGGUCACAGGAGUGGCUUUUCUCUCGGGCGGUCAGAGCGAAGAGGAGGCCUCUGUCCACCUCAACGCCAUCAACAACUGCCCCCUGGCCAAACCCUGGAUCCUGACCUUCUCCUUUGGCCGAGCCCUGCAGGCGUCCGCCCUCCGAGCCUGGAGAGGCCACAAGGAGAACGAGAAGGCCGCCACUGAGCAGUUCAUCAAGAGAGCAGAGGUGAACAGCCUGGCAUGUCAGGGGAAGUACACAGGUGGAGAAAACUGUGGUGAAGAUUACCAGCUUAUUUAUGGAUCCUGUUAUGCAUACUGAACAAUAAGAGAAGCCACAUUUACGUUAGCAGUGUGUUCUUUCAUUGUCGUGAUAAAACAUUUCACAGAGGUGGUGUAAUGUAGCUUCUAGAUACAAUAUUUCUCAUGAUGAUGUUACAUGGAAACAAGUGACAGCGGAUUUGACUUGACAACUGAGGACAAUCAGAACAUGGCCUUGGAUAUUUAAAAUAAAUGAUGAAAGAUGUUUGCUUUACAUUUGUGAUGGAUAAACAGUAUGGUCUUGUGCCAUAACUAAAGCUUUAUGAUCCUGCAUUAAAUACUUAGUAUCACUAUUACCAACUGGCCAUGUCCUGUUGGUUAAUUUAAAUGAAGCUGCAGAACAAUAUUAGUUUGUAUCACAGCAAAAUUAAAUAUCAGAUGAAUUUCUGAUGUAGAAACCCCCAUAUGUUACUUGGAAGUUUAUUCAAGUUGUGAAAAGCUGAUGCGAGUGUGUGUGGAUUUUUUUUCUUGUUUAUUUUAACUUUUUAUUUAGCUGUGACCAUGCACUCUUAGAAAUACUGCACCAGAAUUAGAUUCAGGCUAAUUUUCAUCUGGAAGUCCUUGGGCAAAAAAGUAGGUUACACAAUAAAAUACAACUCUGUGAUUAUUGUGCGUUAUCAUUCGAAAGAAUACUCUUUAUGCCCUAAAGUCUAAAUGAAAUAGUUGAAAUGAAUGUAUUCAAACAAUAAAUCAGUGC